Aspergillus saccharolyticus JOP 1030-1 is the source of this 2161-nucleotide messenger RNA. Its product is annotated as putative succinyl-CoA synthetase subunit alpha. Gene Ontology annotation, cellular component: succinate-CoA ligase complex (ADP-forming); mitochondrion. The record is from RefSeq and is a predicted model, not a curated record. The transcript has 10 exons. Gene Ontology annotation, molecular function: succinate-CoA ligase (GDP-forming) activity; succinate-CoA ligase (ADP-forming) activity. Lineage: Eukaryota; Fungi; Ascomycota; Eurotiomycetes; Eurotiales; Aspergillaceae. The coding region runs from base 113 to 2161 and encodes 682 amino acids. Gene Ontology annotation, biological process: tricarboxylic acid cycle.
CCGCUACAGCAUCCAGACUACGUUUUUCAACUCCAAAAGGUUCUAGGGGACGAGUCGAGCUCCAUUUGACCAGCCAGUACCCACCCAACCUACUAAGUAAGUUCGCAACCGAAUGAUGACUCGCCUAUGCUCCCUCCCCGCGCGGCGGGCAACGCUCCAACAACUCAAAGCACCACUUGUUCGGCCACAUCAAUUCUCAACCUCAGUGCGCACCGAUAAUUAUGCGACACUGCCGAACCUCCGGAUUGGAGCGCAUACUCAGGUCUUGUUCCAGGGGUUUCCGGGUAGACAGUCGACGGCCAAUGUACGAGAGUCUCUGGCUUGGGGGACCAAGGUUGUCGGUGGGGUGAAGCAGAAUGCUAGGGGGGAGAAUCUGGGGCUUCCGGUGUUUCGGUCCGUUAGAGAGGCACAACAGAAUGUGAGGGUGGAUGCGUCCGCUGUCUACGUGCCUGGCGGCUCGGCGGCGGCAGCCAUUGAAGAGGCUAUCGAAGCCGAGGUGCCACUGGUUGUGGCUGUUGCUGAGCAUGUGCCGAUUCAUGAUAUGCUACGUGUGCACUCAAUGCUCAAAACGCAAUCAAAGACGAGGCUGGUCGGAGCAAACUGUCCAGGCAUCAUCUCGGUGACUGGGAAGUGUCGCAUUGGCUUCCAGCCGUUGCCGUGCUUUACUCCAGGUAAGAUUGGUAUUGUGGCCAAGUCGGGUACCUUGAGUUAUGAGGCUGCUGCGUCCACAACGCGGGCAGGCUUGGGCCAGACUCUUUGUAUUAGUAUGGGAGGAGAUGUGCUGGCUGGGACAAACUUCGUUGAUGCUCUGGAGACCUUCGAGAGUGACGCCGAGACUGAGGGGAUUGUUCUGGUCGGAGAAAUCGGCGGCACAGCGGAGAUGGACGCCGCCGAGUGGAUCCGUGAUUAUCACCGAAGAACUACCAACCCCAAACCCAUCAUGGCUUUAGUUGGAGGCCAACAUGCGCCCUCAGGACGUGUGAUGGGCCAUGCCGGUGCCUGGACCGCUCCCGGGGAGCCCGACGCCCGAGACAAGUAUCAGGCGCUCGAGAGUGCCGGUGCAGUCAUGGUGAACCACCCUGAGAAGUUCGGACCGGGCAUGAAGACUCUCCUGGAGAGCCGAGGACGAGCCCAGAGUGCCAACUUUACCAAAGGAGUAAGCCAACAAAGAGGCUUCCAUACACUGAGAAGGGCUUCUCUUUCCACCAACCAUAGCGCACGACAACAGCAACAAGCCCGAAAUCUCUACGUGAAGCCGUUCCAAGCCCUUGACAUGCUCCGAAAGAAGUCCAUUGCGGUCAAGGAGGCUGCCUCAACGGACGCGGACUUCUUCCUGGCUCUGACUGUAGACAGAACCGCACUGUCUCCAUGUAUCCUGGCCUCUUCGACCGCUGCUUUUAACCCCGAACACACAGGCCGGUUUCCUUUCCCUUUCCAGAAUGCAGACUUUAGCAGCACAAAUCCUCUCACCCAGGCCGUCGCCUCUCACCUCCGACUUCCAUCCACGCAGCAAGAGAGAUUGACCGAGCUCCUGCGCGCGCUGUGGCAGAUCUUCACAGAGAAGGAAGCGUACCUCCUCGAAGUCCGAGCCAAUUCCACAGAUGCUUUGGAGGUAAGAGAAGCACGCUUCGGAUUUGACGAUGCCGCAUUCCGCAGUUCUGGACGACAAGAAGAUAUCCAAAGUCUGAGAAACCCAGCGGAGGAGGUACCUGAAGAGGUCCUGGCGGAGAAAGACGGUAUCGUCUACGUCAAACUAGAUGGAGAGGGAAGCAUCGGAACCCUUGUGAACGGCGCCGGGCUGGCCAUGAACACGGUAGACGCGUUAACGAUGCACGGCGGCCAUUGCGCCAACUUCCUGGACACCGGCGGCAAGGCGACGUCGGCGACAGUCAAGGCGUCGUUUCAGAUCAUCCUGUCCGACCCGCGCGUCAAGGCCAUUUUUGUGAAUAUCUUUGGCGGAUUGACGCGGUGCGACAUGAUUGCCGAGGGUAUUCUGUUGGCGUUCCAGGACAUGGAUGUUCGCAUUCCUAUAGUCGUGCGACUACGGGGGACGAAUGAGCAAGAGGGACAGCGCAUGAUCGCGGAGAGUGGACUGCCGCUAGAGGCAUUUGACGAAUUCGAGGCCGCGGCGAAGCGGGUGAUAGAAUUGGCGCAGCAGUGA